AUGGCGGACGGUACGAAAAAUGACGCCGAUUUCGCUGAGCAAGAUAUGAUUGAAAAGAAUAAGGAGGAAAACCAGAAAAUAACGGCUGCGAUUGAACAAUUCGACAGCGAUAAAAAAUCCUUCAAGAAGAACCUGAAUGAGUCGUCAAGUAAGUUCGAUUUUCUAUUUGAAUUGUCAUCAGACGAUGGUAGCGAUCUUGAUCUAGAAAAUUCUGAGAAUGCUGAAGAUUAUGUGAAAGAGAAUUUGAAGAAAAAGUCUCUUCAAGAAAAUCAAGGAACAAUAGCAACCGCUGAAUUCACAGAUCAAGAUCGCAAUAACAAAGUUGAAGAUGAAAUUCCCGCCAAAAAUUCAAAACUGAGUCCCAUUGUUGAGACAUUAGAUCAGAAGAUACCCCAAUUUAAGAGAUUAGCUAGAGGACUCAAAGAAUUAUGUAACGACGAUGAUUCUGAUGAAGAAGAAGAAGAAGUGUGGAGGAAGAUUUUGGGACUGAACGUUGAUACUGAACUGGACGACUUGGAUGAGAAGUCAAAAGAUACUGAUCAAUUCAACAAUGUUACUCAACCUGAUUAUUACACAAAUAUUGAAGGACUGGAAGAAGAGUUGUACGAAUUGAUGAGAGAAUUCAAAGAAGAUGAUGAGAAAGAAGAACAAGGGCGUUUGAACAAGCUAAAUGUAGAGCAAAAAGUGUUGAAUCGACCCGAGGACAGCAUAGAGUGUGUUGAUUUUGCUGAAAUUGAUGGACUGGAAUUCGACAAAAGCAAAGAAGAAUUCAAAGAGAAAGAAGAGGAUGCGACGAAAGGGGACUUAGAUCAGAAUCAGAAAGUGGAGUUGGAUCAGAAUCAGAAAAUGGACUUGGAUCAAGAAUCUGAGAUCUUGGAACUGAUAUUCAAUCAAAUAGGUGAGCUUGAGACUCGGAUCCCUCGCCUGCAAGAUGAACGUGCCCGGUUGAAACGAGAAGAGGACGAAGUUGAUGCAAAAUUUCAGCUGUUGAAAUUGGAACUUGCGAAGCUGAAACAGAGGAAUUCUGAUAUGGAAAUGGAUGUAUUUGAACUUGUUAAGAACAGGAUCAAGGCUAUUAUGGAACAACCAGCUGAUCAUGAACUGAGAGAAAAAGUUAAGUCAUGGUUGGAAAGCCAAACGGAGAAAGUGGAGGCGAAAAUGGAAUCUACAGAGACUCAAAUUUGAGGGCAGGACAAAGGAUUCGAGAAGAUGUCUGAGGAUCUGGAAAUGUGCAGAGAAGACCUUGAAGUGAGUUUGCAGCUUUAGAUGCUCUGUUUUGCUUGAUAUAGG
This is a messenger RNA of Ilex paraguariensis (yerba mate), 1290 nucleotides long. The record is from the annotation of a GenBank genome assembly. Lineage: Eukaryota; Viridiplantae; Streptophyta; Magnoliopsida; Aquifoliales; Aquifoliaceae.